AUGACUUUCAUACGAGAUGGUGUAUUGCCCGAACGGAGAGAUGAGGCGAGAAAAAUCAAAUCGAAUGAUGCAAAGUAUGCCAUUGUACAUAAUCAGUUGUAUAGAAGAUUUUUCUCGGGUCCGUACUUGAAAUAUGUUACCUUCAUAGAGGCUAGGCAGAUCUUGCGAACUAUCCAUGAGGGCGUAUGUGGCAAUCAUUCUGGAGGGAGAUCUCUAGCGCAUAAAGCAAUGAUGCAAGGAUAUUUUUGGCCAAGCAUGUCACGAGAUGUAGAAGAAUUUUCUAGAAGUAAGCAAGUGAAGGAGUUGCUAGAGAAGUAUGGAAUCAACCAAAAGUUGGCAACGGUUAGCCAUCCCCAAGCGAACGGUCAAGCUGAAAUUACUAACAGAAUAAUCUUUGCUUGUAUUAAGAAGAAGCUUGAGGACGAAAAGAGUAAAUGGUUGAAUGAACUUCCGAACAUCUUGUGGGCUUAUAGAACAACCCUUAGACGUCCAACUGGAGAAAGUCUGUUCGCUAUGGCGUACGGCAUCGAACAGUAA
This is a messenger RNA of Cornus florida, 537 nucleotides long. RefSeq lists its product as uncharacterized. The transcript is spliced from 2 exons. The record is from RefSeq and is a predicted model, not a curated record. NCBI's taxonomy places the organism in Eukaryota, Viridiplantae, Streptophyta, Magnoliopsida, Cornales, Cornaceae. Gene Ontology annotation, molecular function: nucleic acid binding. The coding region runs from base 1 to 537 and encodes 178 amino acids.